Cydia pomonella (codling moth) is the source of this 2624-nucleotide messenger RNA. RefSeq lists its product as uncharacterized. Gene Ontology annotation, cellular component: transcription elongation factor complex. The record is from RefSeq and is a predicted model, not a curated record. The transcript is spliced from 16 exons. Bases 143 to 2533 code for a protein of 796 amino acids. NCBI's taxonomy places the organism in Eukaryota, Metazoa, Arthropoda, Insecta, Lepidoptera, Tortricidae.
UGUGCAUUAUGCGCUGCAUUUUUGUUUUGUGAAGCGCGAUAUGAUUUGAUUGUGUUUUGUAAAUUCAACUAAUGUAAAACAAACACAAGAAACUGACAAGUGUUACUGGAAUAAAUUUCUAACUAUAAUAAAUUCACAAAUUAUGGAUCACAUUCGACAGUAUGACUGGUGUACAUAUCAGCCAGACACUCCAUACUUUGUCACAGAGUCAGAACUGGAUAACUGUGUUACGGAGAAGAUAUUACGUAACAAGUUCUCCAACCCACUUGUCUCCAGCGACUCUGAGGAGGAAGGCAAGGCUCCCAAGAUUGACUGGAAUCUUGUAUUUAAAAAACGAAAUUAUGAGCAGAACUGCCACCGCAUCUUCGUGCCGGGGCUGCGGCCGCCGCCGGCCUACACGCGGCUGUCCGCGCUGGCGUCGCACCAGCACCACCUGGGGCUGAAGGUGCUGUGCGCACUGCACCCGGGCAUACUGGAGGAUGAGUUCAUGGCUAAACCAAAUAAGUUUGAUAUGCAAGCUUUUGAGGCAAUAAAAGAAAUAUUAGAGAAAGAGCAGAAGGAAUACAUCGACUGGGCUAAGAGUCUCUGGACCAACGGGCAAUGCAUCAGAGCGCUCCGGCCCAAACCUCUAAUAGAGUCCGUAUAUGAGGCGGAGUUCAAAGUGAGGGCUAAUCAGAUGAAGGGGUACCCGAAGAUGUUCGAGCUGGUGGCGCAUAUACCCAUGGAGCCCACGGGGGAGUAUGAUAUGGUGAUGGAGAAGGAACUCGUUGGAGUGAAUCCAACAGAGCUACUGAAAGUAGAGAAACCGCUGAACAUACGCAGCCGGCUGUCCGUGAUGCGGCCCAGCGCCGUCCCCGAGCCCUGCGACCAGCACCCUGUCCGCUUCAUACUGCCACACGAGAAAAGCAUCUCCGUCCUGCCAGUGACAGAGGUGUACCGGACCCUAGCCGAAUACGCGAUUGACAAUGGAGCCCUAUUCGUCGCUAGUGAGGGAGCUCUCCGCUGCAUGGCCGAGCGGCGAGCGUGGGCGCUGCCUGUGUCUGUCUAUAGUGUCACACAACCCGGCCCCGAGACAGAAAACGUGAACGUGAUCGUGUUGGGCAGCGAGUUCAUGAACAAGCAGGAAAACGUGAUGAGGCGGACGUUCAGGGCGCUCAGGCAUCUGCUCGAGGUCGCUCUAGUGCCGGCAUCAGAACUAACCAAGAGGUCGCAAGCUCCGCAAGAAGAAGAGAUCGUACCUGAAACUACAUCGUCGCAGGAGCUCGCGUGGCCGGACGACACGAGCGACGAGGAAGACGACCUGUUCAUCGAUUUCGGUGAGUUUAUGUACCAGGGCAUCAGAACUAACCAAGAGGCCGCAAGCUCCGCAAGAAGAAGAGAUCCAAGAGGCCGCAAGCUCCGCAAGAAGAAGAGAUCGUACCUGAAACUACAUCGUCGCAGGAGCUCGCGUGGCCGGACGACACGAGCGACGAGGAAGACGACCUGUUCAUCGAUUUCGGUGAGUUUAUGUACCAGGGCAUCAGAACUAACCAAGAGGCCGCAAGCUCCGCAAGAAGAAGAGAUCGUACCUGAAACUACAUCGUCGCAGGAGCUCGCGUGGCCGGACGACACGAGCGACGAGGAAGACGACCUGUUCAUCGAUUUCGAUGAAGCCUCAACGAAAGAAGGAGACAUAGAUACACCCAGCAAGAAUACAGACGUGCAGACAGAGAUGGAAGUAGACACAAGAACGCCGCAGAAAGAGACGAAAAUUGCGACAAAUGCUAAUAGAAGUUUUACUGAAGGAUUCGGCGUUUAUAAGUGUACAUGUCAAGAUUCAUUAUUCGAGCGGCCUCCGCCGCGUUCGUUCAGAAAAUGGCGGUUCCGAAAGAAAUCCACUUCGGAAAGUUUCGAUGUCAUCGUACACUGCGCGCACAAAUUCAAAGGAUCAGCUGGUGAAAUUAUAUUAGAACCCAUACCGGAGUACCAGGCGGACAUGGGCGCGAGCAAGCAGUCCGAAGAUAGGAUCACGAGUGUUGCCCUCUCGCUCGCACUCAGGGACAGUGACACUAGCGUGCUUAAUGUGAGACUAGACGCGGAAUCCGGCGACAUCAUAACAACGGAAGAGUAUACCCGCGCGAAGUUCUACUCUGAACACGGAGACCGCAGCCACCAUGUGGCCGGCGUGGUACACUCGGCGCUGAGCCAGCUGCGAGGGCUCGUGCCGGGACACUACGUCAUGCAACACGAGCCAAAUCACGGUCUAAACGCAUUACUGUACGCCCCUCGGAACACGGGCAAAGAGCAACCACUAAAACUAGAGUUCGACAGCACGCAACCAGGAGAGGCCGACGAGGCCAAAACUGUGAAGACCCCACCGCAGCUGAUCCCCGCCUUAUUACCGUGGCAUAAAUUCCGCAAGAUCCUGCCGUGCACGUUCACGCACUACCCCAACCAGCUGGCCAAGCCCAAGAAGCCGCCGCCGCGCCGGAGGACCCCGCCGCGCGCCCUCAAGUGGCCGAAGAAACGUGGAGGUCUCAAGAAAGCCGAAUGAAAUGAAGCUGUAUGAAAAUAAAUACUAAUUAACAUGUUAAAUAAGGCGUUUUAUUGAAUAUCAUUGGAAUAAAUAUAGUGGAAUACUGUAA